Messenger RNA from Andrographis paniculata, 1686 nucleotides. Its product is annotated as photosystem II D1 precursor processing protein PSB27-H2, chloroplastic. The record is from RefSeq and is a predicted model, not a curated record. The transcript is spliced from 4 exons. NCBI's taxonomy places the organism in Eukaryota, Viridiplantae, Streptophyta, Magnoliopsida, Lamiales, Acanthaceae. Gene Ontology annotation, biological process: photosystem II assembly; photosystem II repair. The coding region runs from base 188 to 778 and encodes 196 amino acids. Gene Ontology annotation, cellular component: chloroplast thylakoid lumen; photosystem II.
UCAUUUUAUCUAUCACAAUAAUCAGCACAAACACACACACACACACACGGCGCAACGCCAAUCUCCCAUUUCUUCUCUUCUCUCAUCUCUUCUCUUCGUCUCUCCUCUCCUCAAUUGCUCCCAAUCCAAAUAUCUUUGCUGUAUCUAUCUAUCAAUCUAUCUAUACCUAGAAAUAGAAUAGAAUAGAAUGAUUCAAACUCUAUAUCUGCCUUCUUCAACUGCAACAAUGUGCCCACCACUCAAAGGAAGAUUGCUAUCCAACUUCUGCCGUCCCCGUCGCCUCUUCCUGGUGGGAGGAGGGGCCACUGCUGCUGCUCUCCUAUGUGAAUUGAUGCUAUUACCACCAGCAGUAUCGGCUGAGAUGGAGGAGGAUAAGGAUACGGGUAAUGAUGAGCACGAGGGAUCGAUGGUCGAGGCUUUGAAGUCCUUAUUUGAUCCUAAUGAGAAAACGAAAUCAGGAAGGGUUUUACCCAAGGCUUACUUAAAAUCCGCGAGGGACGUUGUGAAAACACUCAGUGAAUCCCUCGAGGAAGAAACAAAAGAUGUAAGUAAGUUUAGACGAAGUGCUGAUGCAGCAAAAGAAUCAAUCCGAGAGUAUUUGAGUGGUGGUUGGAGGGGGCACAAGUCACUAAUCAAUGAGGAAUCCAAUGUGCUGCUAGAGAAAGCAAUAAGAUCACUGGCUAGGUUUUACUCAAAGGCAGGACCAACUGCACCCGUUCCUGAGGAGCUCAAGGCUGAAAUCUUGGGUCACCUCAGGAAAGCACAACAAUACCUCUGAUCGAUCAUCCAUCCAUCCUGCUGCUUCUCACUUCCACUUAUGAACAAUGAAGACUCAGUCACCCAAGGGGGGAGGGGAGGGGCCUGCCAAAGUUGUUACAAUUAUUUCAUGAAUGCUCGACGGCGGAUACUUUAGAAUCUGUAUUGGGUGCAAUUAGUUCAGUAUCUGCCUCGGAUGCCAGCUACCGAUAUUUAUCUGGAUCUAAUUUAUUCGUCUUACGAAUUUCGGAGCUUGUAAAGCAUGGAAACCUAGUUAGGCUGCAGCAUAUGGCUGCAUCUUUGCUUGCUAAGUUACCAAUUAGUGAUGGUACUAAAAUGGGCAUUGCUGGAUGCAUGAGUUGCUUGAUGAAGCUAAUGGAGACAGUAAAGCCGGAUGGGAUUCAAGAGGUUGGGGCCAAGGCAUUGAUUUCAUUACUGUCUGUUAAAGCUAACAGGAAAGAAUUGGUGAGGGAUGAGAAGAGUGUGAUGAGGUUGGUGCAGAUGCUGGAUCCUAAAAACGACGCAGUAUCAAAGAAGUUUCCCGUUGCUGUGGUGGCGGCUAUAAUGGGUGGAGGCAGCCAGAGUUGUAGGAAGAAGCUUGUGGAAGCAGGUGCUUACAGGCAUAUUCUCGAGGUCUUGGAGGGAUUGAUUAUAUGGAUGAUGUCCUGAUCUUCCUAUCCUUCCAGCCAUUCUUUGCAUAUGCAGAUUAGGGGUGCUGUUUAAGGUUUAGGUUUGAUAUCUUAAUAUAUAUAAGAAAUUCUCGGCUGAAUAUCAUAUCAUAUCAUGGGAUGGAUACCAACUUUCAGCUUUCAGUUGUACAAUAUUAUUGUAUUGUAUUGUAUGUUUUUAGUCUGCAAGCACACUAGAGAAACUGAGAUGAUAGACUAGUGUUAUAUCAUUUGUGAUCAUCAGUUUUACUUUUGUUCGUUC